CGGUUUUACACAUAAAAGCCCCAGGGACUGAACGUGUUUGUGGAGCAAAUUUAAGGAAAAACAAAGCUUCUGUUUAAAUAUAUCAAACUUCCGUUACUGUCCAUUUUCUCGAGGGAAUAAACUGCUAAUGGCACCGCAAAAAGUUGUGUUUUGUUCGUUUCCUGGCAACGAAAAUGAUUGGCUCUAGCAAGGACAGAGCAGCUAAUCGCCCAGGCCUACGAGUCCUAGUUGGUACAUGCCAGUUAGCGACCAGGCCGUCGCGAUUAUGCAGGAAGUGCUAAUUUGGGGUCAAAGAUGAGUUCAGCCAUGUCCAACAUCGAUAUCGUGCAGCCGCUGUGGGAUCUGAGCACUUUUACCGGCCGUCUGAAGCACUACUUCUGGAUAACUGACCCGCGCACAUGCUUCGCCACCGAUGAGGAGCUUGAUCGCGCCAAAGAGCUGUACCAAAGUGUGAAGGCUGGCACUGUACCUCAAAAUACAACGAUCGAUCAGAUACAUUAUGCGAAGAAGCUGUACGAAAGCGCCUUCCAUCCGGACAGUGGCGAGAAGCAGAACGUGUUCGGGCGGAUGAGCUUUCAGAUGCCGGGCGGUAUGGCCAUUACCGGGGCCAUGCUACAGUGGUACAAAACAACGACCGGAGUGGUAUUCUGGCAGUGGGUGAACCAAUCGUUCAAUGCGCUCGUCAACUACACGAACCGUAACGCAAACUCGUCCCUCUCGACCACCCAGCUAGGGGUGGCUUACGUGUCGGCCACGACGUCCGCCCUGGUGGCUGCGGUGGGCUACAAGGCGUACCUGCAGAAGCGGGCCACACCAUUGUUCCAGCGAUACGUUCCGUUUGUGGCGGUGGCGGCGGCCAACUGCAUCAACAUACCGCUGAUGCGCCAGAACGAGCUGAUACACGGCAUCGGCAUUGAGGAUGAGAAUGGCAAUGUGGUCGGUUCGAGCCGGUUGGCUGCGGCGAAAGGAAUUGCCCAGGUGGUAACUUCCCGUAUUGCUAUGUGUGCACCGGGAAUGCUGAUCCUGCCUGUCAUCAUGGAACGAUUGGAGCAAUAUCAGUCCUUCCGCCGUAUCGCGAUUCUUCACGCACCAUUCCAGGUUUUGGUUGUCGGUUGUUUCCUAACGGUAAUGGUACCGACGGCCUGUGCGCUGUUCCCGCAGAAGGCAGAGCUGAGCACGAGCGUGAUGAAGCUGGUCGAGCCAGAGUUCUACGAGGAGAUGUGCAAGAAGAACGAGCGCGUACCAGAGCUUGUGUACUUUAACAAGGGACUGUAAGCGCCCCAUCAUCACACUGUGGAUCGAUUGAUUACCUCCACUAGCCAAUUUGUAUGCGAGCGCACAGCCGGAAGCUAGUUCCAUCCUCACACAAAUGCAUCAAAUGCAGUGCAGAAUACAAUAAACGAUUCGUCAUCAGGUAGAAAGUUAAAAA
Messenger RNA from Anopheles coluzzii, 1429 nucleotides. It is a transcript of the gene Sfxn2, whose product is annotated as sideroflexin-2. The transcript is spliced from 6 exons. NCBI's taxonomy places the organism in Eukaryota, Metazoa, Arthropoda, Insecta, Diptera, Culicidae. Gene Ontology annotation, molecular function: monoatomic ion transmembrane transporter activity. Bases 295 to 1275 code for a protein of 326 amino acids. The record is from RefSeq and is a predicted model, not a curated record. Gene Ontology annotation, cellular component: mitochondrial inner membrane. Gene Ontology annotation, biological process: serine import into mitochondrion; monoatomic ion transport.